GUGGCAGUCUUCCUCCGCCUUCAAGCCAUUGAGAGCCUUACGUCUUCUUCCGCCUGCUCCGCUGUUGAAGACUUGUAGACCCAUGGCUCUGGGCUUGGCAGGAUUAUUACAGUGGCGACCUGUUCCUGCCUUGUCACAGCACCGUCAAAAGAUACAGGUGGCUUUUCAGGAGGAAAAGCAUUGUCAUGUGGUAUCCUCACCACAUCCUGGCAGUGCUGCUGCUGCUCGGUCCAUGACUGCUCGUUCCUCAGAGUUACCCCUGCUUAUUCCUCAGCGAACCUCCCUGGAGCUCAGUCCAUUAUCUGCCCCCUGGGGCCAUGCUGGGCAGCAGCACAGCUCUGUGCCCUACUCCCAAGGAGUACAGUGCUUUUGACUGAGACCCCCUCUUCACUGGAUCUCCAGUUGUACCCAACUGUGUUACAAGGAUGGACACGCUACCUUUCAUCCCAUUGAUGCAGGACCACAAGCGGAGGGGAGGCCAGGUUGCGCUGUACGAGUGCUGCUAUGGCAAAAAAAAGAAAAUCCCUGGUGCCAAGCGCAGGGAGUGAGAUGCACCCGUCAGUCAGCAAUGUGAAUGUGGGCAAUACAUCUUGUAGAGCUCCAGUUCCUAGUAAUUCAUUCCCUGUUCCCACAAGAAUGGUUUGAUCUCCCCAGGUUCGAUACAGGAUGACCAUGAAUAGAAGGAGUGAAAACUAAUGCAAGAAUGACCAUUUGCUUGCUGUGGCUUACCAGUAUCAUGUCGGUUUACAGAGACGGGGAAUAGAAUUGGCAAUAGCAGAGCAGGUGUCUUGUGCUGAGUCCAAAUUCAGGAUUCUUGCACACUUGUUUUCUCCACAGCCUUGAGCAUUGUGCAGUCCCCCCUGCCCCAUCCUGCAGCCAAGUCUCUACAGAACUGCAGCAAUAUUGAACAAUUUCGGUAAAAAAACCUGCCCAUAACGCUCCAUGAUAGAAAGAUAAGAAGCUUCGCGCUGGGCUGCUAAAGGGUUAGCAAGGCACACAGAAAACGGGCCUGGGAGAGGAGUUGUGGGAGUGACUUGGCAGCUGUUCAUGAUAGGAUAUACUAUAGAUCCCACACAGCUCUUCAGAUGAUCUGUGAACUUUUUCUUUCAGGGAUAUUUUGUGAGGAAGAGUGCAGUGUGUUAAUGUUAAAAGCAUACCAGUAAAGGCAGAUGAGGAGACUACAGUCCAGACUCCCAUUAAUAAUACCAUUUGUUGGGGUAUAGACUUCCAUGUCGGGCCAGAUGUUCCUGAUGUGGGAUCGGUGAAAGACGGCACCCUGUGUGAUAAAGACCAGAUGUGUAUAAACAGAACCUGUGUCAGCACAAAUAUUCUGGAGUAUUACUGCCGUGAUGAGAAAUGCAACGGCCAAGGGAUUUGCAACAGCAACGGAAACUGCCACUGCGACUUUGGAUGGGCCCCCCCAUACUGUACAGAGAAAGGAUCUGGAGGAAGCCUUGACAGUGGCCCUCCUCCGUCUACCUCUACUACAUCCUCCAAUACCUUUUUAAUAGGGAUAAUCGUAGGAAGCGUGAUUCUCCUGCUGCUUAUCACCAUUGCAGUGUGUAGUAUUGCCUGUCGCUUUCGAAGGUCUGGUCAGAAAUCACAGACAAGCAAGAAAAAAAACGAUUCUUCUGCUAGUGUAGGCAAGGGCAGUCAAAAGUAAUCAGGAGCAAUUACGUCUUUGUGCACCAAAAAGGUCAGACCAGCAUUUUGCCAACUGCUGAUGUAGCGUUUCAUAAGUUCCAGCUCGUGGGAUUCAUCAAAAGCCUUCUUAUAUCCUCAACCCUAUCAGCGUCUGUCUAUUUUUGUUCACCGGUUAAAAUCUUGAUUUUGCUUAAAUAAAUGUGUUUUCUCCUUGUUUCUGUGUUUCUUUUUGUA
Molecule: messenger RNA, 1878 nt
Organism: Alligator mississippiensis (American alligator)
Lineage: Eukaryota; Metazoa; Chordata; Crocodylia; Alligatoridae
Product: disintegrin and metalloproteinase domain-containing protein 30-like
Exons: 6
Coding region: 1295-1663 (122 amino acids)
Biological process (GO): male gonad development
Cellular component (GO): external side of plasma membrane; sperm head plasma membrane; plasma membrane
Source: RefSeq, a predicted model, not a curated record